Molecule: messenger RNA, 3235 nt
Organism: Gordionus sp. m RMFG-2023
Lineage: Eukaryota; Metazoa; Nematomorpha; Gordioida; Chordodea; Parachordodidae
Exons: 8
Coding region: 41-3235 (1064 amino acids)
Biological process (GO): GPI anchor biosynthetic process
Cellular component (GO): endoplasmic reticulum membrane
Molecular function (GO): mannose-ethanolamine phosphotransferase activity
Source: RefSeq, a predicted model, not a curated record
AAAUAGAAGUCAAGAUUAUUUUCAUAAUAAAUUUUUAUAUAUGAAUAAAUUAUAUAAUGAUGAAACAAAAUUAAAACAAAAUCUUUUCUUUAAACUGAUUGCUGAUCCACCAACAACAACUGGGCAAAGAUUAAAAGCUUUAACGAUUGGUUCAAUACCUACAUUUUUUGAGAUAAAGGACUCAUUUGAUAGCAAAGUUAUAAGCGAAGAUAAUAUUAUAUAUCAACUUGCUAAACAAGGCAAAAAAGUUAUUUUUUUAGGAGAUGACACUUGGAUAUCACUGUACUCUUCAGAUAUAUUUUAUAAAAUUUAUCCAUUUCCAUCAUUUAUUGUCAAAGAUCUACACACUGUUGAUAAUGGGAUUUUAGAUAAUAUAUUUACAAUUAUAAAAUCAAAUGAUUGGGAUAUAAUUAUUGGACAUUUUUUAGGUGUAGACCAUUGUGGUCAUUGGUUAGGAGUUAAUCAUAUAAAAAUGGCUGAAAAGCUUAUACAAAUGGAUGAAUUUAUAAGGGAUUUAAUUCAACUUAUGGAUAACCAAACAUUAAUUAUAGUCCUAGGAGAUCAUGGAAGCACAAAUAAUGGUGACCAUGGUGGCGAAAGCAAACUGGAAAUAGAAUCAUUUCUUUUUGCUCAUUCCAAACAACCAAAUUUUGCAGAACAAUCGAGACAGGCUUCCAAUCCAGACGUAAUGUUCCAAAUCGAUUUAGUUCCUACAUUGGCUCAUUUACUUCGUUUUCCUAUCCCAUAUUCCAGCUUUGGCAAGACUAUAACUCAAUUUUUCGGAAAUUUUCCCGAUAAAUUUACGCGUAAUAUGCGAUUAGCAGCUAUGUUUGAAACCAAUAUCAAACAGGUUCAAAAUAUUUGGGAUUUUCAUCAAUUAGAAUCGCGACUUAUACCAUCGGAGAGAAUUGCCAUUAAAAAAACUUAUUCUUAUUUAUUACACCUUAUGGAAGAAAUUCGAAACAUCACAUCUACAUCUAAUUUUAGUAAUCAUGAUAUAGUAGCUCCCCAAAUUUCAUAUAUGCUUCGCACAACGGACGCUUAUAUAAAGGAAUCUCAAAAUUAUUUGAAUCUUCUUCAACGAUUUGCUCGUAAAUAUUGGGUAGCUUUUGAUUAUGUUCACAUAUACUUAGGUCUUGCUUUUUUUGUUAUCAAUUUAUUGGCAUUUCUCAUUAUAAUCAAAACCAUUAUAGACAACUAUCUAAACGACGAUAGAGAUAAAAAUUUUGAAAAGAAGGAUGAUAAUUUUAAAUAUAAUCGCAGUUUGAAACAAGAUAAUACAAAAAUGAUUUCACAUGAAAAUAAAGAGGACAAAAAUGAAAAAUUCAUUGAUAAUCCUAUAUUGUAUAGGGUGAAAUGGUUUUUUUCCGCCAUAACUGUUAUUUUAAUGCUUUACUUAACUUUAUAUUAUCUAUCCCAUCAUACCCUAAAGUUACUCGUUAUCAAGUUUUUACAUUGCACUGUCAGUUACGCAUUGAUUACUGUGAACAUUUGUUUGUUAGUUCUCUCUGCUUACUAUUAUAAAAUAUCCUAUAACUCGUCAAAAAAAACUUACAAUAUUGAUUCUAAAAAAUACGAACAUUAUAAUUUAGGCCAUUCUGUAAUGUAUGACCUAAAAACCGAGAAAUAUUUCGCCGAGAUGAAUAAACAGGUGGAAAUUACUAAUAAAAUAAAUAUUAAGGUAUCCCAAAAUAAUUAUAUGGAUUGUAAAGGCACAUCUUACAAUCGCAAUUUUUUGAUAUCCGAUUGGUUAUGGAUUACAUUUUACAUAAUACCAUCUAUUAGUCUCUUCUCCAAUAGUUAUGUCAUUCGAGAAUUUCUAGUUAACAGAUUUGCCCUUCAAACCUCGCUCAUUACUUUAGGCAUUAUCAAGAUAACCUCGGUCUUGUAUUAUAAAGCACGGCCUAUAAUUUUUACUAAAUUAAUCGUUAAAACAUUUUUUCCUGUCUUUAUCAUAUGUUUCCUCGUAAGAGUCAGUUUAACCGAUCACAUAUACGAUAGCGCUGAACAGACUUACCAUUUAUUUGAUAGUAAAUGCAGAUCUGAAACAGUUGAAGCCGGUAUAUGCCAAGAAGGUAAUUUAUUGCGACAUGCUAUUUUUGGCGUUUCAGAAUUCGGGAAUCAAUCUUUGACAAUACCAAUCAACGAAAAGGCGUUCUAUAGUUAUAUUAUAACAUUACCAUUCUUAUCGUUUAUUUGGGGUCUUAUUUUGAGUACUAUGAUACCUUACACGUGUUUUAAGGCAAUAAAACAUUUCCGCGAUUACUUAAACAAAAAUGGGAAAUUGGAACCUAAAAAUAUAACCAGUAAUUUGUCCCUAUUAGUAUUUUUCAGCUUAUUUAUAUAUUGGUUCUCGGAAUGCCUGAAAGAUAUAACGACUCAUAAUUUAAGUAUUACUUUAUCGUUGGCCUUUAUACAAUACUUGACUUCCAGAAUAAUCAUAGGAGUUUCUUUUUAUGCUUGUAUACUAACUCCAACCAUAAUUAUACAGGAAGAUGAUAACAUACAUUUAUCUAAAGUUGUAUAUGACGAACAGAUUUUAAGAUUUAAUAAAAGGAUCGAGAUGAUAAGCUUUAUUCUACCUGUUAUAUUAUUAAUUAAUACGAGAGAAAGCAUAUAUCAAUGUUGCUUUCUUCUCAUUCUGUCCUGCCUAAUUAUAUGCUUACGAAUGUCUUUCACAAAAAGUUCAACUUGUGCGAUGACACCCAAACUGCGACUACAUAGUGUUCUUUUGUACGCAUUUAUAUGGUUCUCGUUGUCGAACUUCGCAUUUUUCCUGACACAUCAUCAAAACGAAAUUUCGGCUAUCAAAUGGCACUCUGCUUUUGAAGGAAUGGCAUCUGAAAGCAUGACAAAAUUUGAUUCUACCAUGUUUAGUUUUUUAUAUCGCUUUAAAAGCAUAAUUUCCAGCGAGCCCAAUAGAUUUAUAUCUGCUUACCUGAUAAUCCUGAAUACAUUUAGUAGUCAAAUUUUAUUGACAUUGAUGUUUCCUAUAUUUACAAAUUCUCCUAUAAUAUUGUCGAGGAUUUACCAAACAAAUAUUGACGCUCUAGAAAGCACGUAUAGUACAAUCUUUAUCACCCUUUCGUUUAUCAAGAUUUUUUGUUGCACCGUUUGCAUUUUUAUUCAUAGAAGACAUUUAAUGCUAUGGGCCAUUUUCUUCCCAAGAUUCAUUUACGCGCUUGUUGAAUAUCUGCUAGUCGUAUUAAUCUCCAUUUUUUCAAUUACAAGCUAA